AUGAAUUGGCGUGAAUGUUUCAAUGAUCCUGUCCUUCACGUCGUCAUUGUUGGUUUCCAUCACAAAAAGGGUUGUCAGGUAGAGUAUGCCUACCCACCCCUUAUUGAAGGAAACAGUCACGAAAGUAAUGAAUGUCCUAAACAGUGGAAACAUUUGCCAUCAUUGGCCUUACCUGAUGGGGCCCACAAUUAUUCAGAAGAUACAAUUUACUUCCACCUACCAUCUCUGGCCAACAGUUCGGUAACGAUCUAUGGAGUCUCGUGCUACAGGCAAAUUGAUGCAUCUGAAGUUAUCAAUAAACAAGAUGAUGUCACAAGGAACACAGUACAGAAAAGUGUUUGCAUAUUAAGUAAAUUGCCAGUUUACGGCUUGAUACAAGUGAAGUUGGAGAUGAUAACACACGCCUACUUCGUCGGCCGAGACUUCGGCCAGGUCGACCUGAUGAAAGAAACGUAUGAGACGCUGAAUAAAUCUCUCAUCGAAUCGCUCUCCCAACAUUUUCAUGUUCAUUUGGGAUUGUCAUGUAGAGAUAUAUUGAAACAGUUCAAGCACAAGCUACUCAUCUUAUUCAAAUUAUUAAUGCUUGAAAAGAAGGUCCUGUUCUUUUCGUCACCUGUUAAGCCGAUAUGCACGACCAUUCUUACCCUAGUUUCACUUUUCCCUGAGAUGUUGGAGAACGGUCUGACUAACUCGUCUGAUUACAUUCCAAUUGCACGUACAUCGUCGUCGUCGUCAUCAUCAGGACCGCAGAUAAGUGGUGGUGGUUGUGGUAGUAGUUGUAGUAGUAAAAAUGUUGAUAGUAGUAGUAGUAGUGGCAGUGCAACGACAUCAACAACAGCAGUAGCAACAACAACAGCAACAACAACAACUUAUUCUUCUCUUAACACUACAGACAACGAUGAUGACGACGAUGAUGGGGACGUAAAAAAUGAUAAUGUUCCUAAUAAUGAUGGCCGCGGUGAUGCCAAUGAUGAUGAUGAUGACGACGAUGACUUUGAGGCUGGUGGUUAUGAUGAUGAUUAUGGAAUGCCUCUUUCCCUUUUUACUAAAGGCGUCCUAUGCCAUCCCUAUUUAUCGCUACACCUGUACGAUAUACUGUCAGAUGCUUGUGUCAGGGGUUUCGUCAUCGGGGCCACCAAUGCCCUCUUCAUGCAGCGCAAACAAUAUCUUGACGUCAUCGUUGAGCUUGCAGAGUUCAAGGUCGAAAUAUUGGAUCCAGAACUGAAGAAGGCCCUUCAGCUAUCGACAGCUGACCUUCGAUUCAUUGAUAAUUUGGUCAAAUGUGUAGAUGAUGAUAACAAAGGGGAUCCUUUUCUCGAUAAUACAGGCUGGGAAGGAGGCGACGAUUGGGUAAGGAGUCAGUUCAAAUCCUACCUACUCUCUCUCCUGGCCACCGUCGCUAGCCGGGAAGAAAGACUGCUAGAAGAUUUUAACACUAGCUUUAUAUCAGCCUGGAAGUUGACCAACAAUUAUAAACAGUGGCAAGCAAAAGGACCAUAUCAACAUCUAGCUGAUAUCAAACCGGAGCACGUUUGUAAAGGUCAGCUGAGCAUGUCAGAUGUUAAACUGAAAAUUAAUCAAGUAAUGAACUUAAGGAGUGGAAACAGCAAAAAAAUUAACGCCGUCGUCAACCAAACUGAAAAGGUUGUCAGCCAGACUGGCAAGGCAGUCGGUGCAGCAGUUGGUCUAGCAAAGUCCACUGUUUCCAGCUGGUUCAGCGGAUUAACUGCACAAAAAGAGCAGUAAUAUUAACCCUAUUAAUAAUAAUUAUCAUAAUAAUAAUUAUUAUUAUUUAUUAUCAUAAUAAUUAUUAUUUAUUAUAAUAAUAAUAAUUAUUAUUAUUAUUAUUAUAUUAAUUAUGCUGCUACAACUUUUUACCAUCAUCUUCUCGUUAAUGUAGACAUUCAAAUUUUAAGCUAU
This is a messenger RNA of Helobdella robusta, 1920 nucleotides long. RefSeq lists its product as hypothetical. Bases 1 to 1746 code for a protein of 581 amino acids. The record is from RefSeq and is a predicted model, not a curated record. NCBI's taxonomy places the organism in Eukaryota, Metazoa, Annelida, Clitellata, Rhynchobdellida, Glossiphoniidae. Gene Ontology annotation, cellular component: cytoplasm. The transcript is spliced from 19 exons.